AUGGAGGAGGAGAACCAUGUGAUUUCUUCCGUAUUAUUUCCGGAUAUAUCUGUAUUCGAAGUCGAGUCUGAUGAGGAGGAAGAAGUAGCGGAAACGCUAUCGCCCUGGGCAUUGUCGAAGAUCGGUACGUUCCAAUAUAGACUCGAGGAACUCAUCAGAUACCGGGAGCAAAGAAGAGGAAAAAGCGUGUCAAUGUCGCAAAUUUCCACGUCGGUGAUACUUAGAUUAGCAAAUGAUGUGUUUGGAUUCAAUGGAUGGUCGUCCAACUUAUUGGAAUGUCUGACAGUUGAACAGGAUUUCGACGAGGAAAACUCCGAAUAUUCAAUGACACAUCGAGCCCAUGUCCUAGUUAAACUACAAGAUGGAAGCAUAUCAGCGGCUACUGGUGUUGGUAUAUCUCGCAGAAUGCCCCACAAAUAUUUGUGCUUGCAAUAUAGCAAGAAGAUGGCCGUAACUAAUGGGUUGCGAAAUGCCAUAUUGAACUUCACGAAUUUGAUCUUCCCAGAGACGGAAGUGAAAACGGAAGUAAAGCUGGAGCUUGGAGAUUGGGAGGGUCAAUAG
Molecule: messenger RNA, 561 nt
Organism: Sungouiella intermedia
Lineage: Eukaryota; Fungi; Ascomycota; Pichiomycetes; Serinales; Metschnikowiaceae
Source: the annotation of a GenBank genome assembly